AUGCUGAAUACUCACAAGCCAGCUCUCAACUCCAACAGCAUCAUGGCUUCCACCACUACCACUACGACCAAGGUCACUUCGCUGGACUCUCAGUCCGAUGGCCCGUCGGUGCCGAACCCUACACCAGCCACUGAGUCUGUAGGCAGUCCCUACGAGCCCGUCGACCCUCCUCCGGAGAUGGACUAUACCGCCGUCGCCAGGAUACUGGGCCCUAUCCAAGAGUCGCUCAACGAGGCCGCCCUGGAGGCCGCCUACCCAUCGCCACCCAUCAACACACCCAUCAUCGGUUCUCCAGCUCCGUCGGUUUCAUAUCGCUUCCCUGUGACACGCGGUCGCGGCUUCAGUGUGGUUGGCGAUAGACUCGCGCAGCUGAAGAUCAAUGACCGCAAGCUUCGUCACCGCGAGGGAGAUGUGGGCUCCAGCAACUACUCACCAGAGGCAUCCAUCAACGAGGACGAAGAAGUCGAUAUUGCGAGCAUAUCCGAGGUGUUGAGCGACGGCGGUAGGGACAAGGAAGACCCAGGACAAGCUCGUAAGACCCUUGACCCCAUCGAUGUGACUGAGGGCUCAGUUCCUAUCGCUUUAGGUUCCCCUGCCGUCAACCCGCGCAUCGUAGAGUACCUGACCUUCACCUCCGACGACUUGCCUACGAACUCGGUUGCACCUUGCUUCCCCUCCACACUCAUGAAGACAAGCACCGCGUCGAUUAAGACCAUCGUUGGCGGCAGCGACGGCGCUAGCUUGAAGAGCGAUGGCGUCACUGAGAAGAGCAACUGGGCUGAGGAGAUUGAAGACAUGGUCGACCGUACAUGCCUACGUCUCGAGCAGCUGGCCGACGAUGAGUGGAAGCGUGAUGGCAGCAAGAGCUUCGCCGAUUACUACGUCGCUCGCCUUGAGCGUCUGCUCAGCAGCGCUAAGCGCUCCGUACCCGUCAGCAUUCAGAAGAACAAGGAGACCCAGGAGUGA
Molecule: messenger RNA, 966 nt
Organism: Alternaria infectoria
Lineage: Eukaryota; Fungi; Ascomycota; Dothideomycetes; Pleosporales; Pleosporaceae
Exons: 2
Coding region: 1-966 (321 amino acids)
Source: RefSeq, a predicted model, not a curated record